Messenger RNA from Scatophagus argus, 9178 nucleotides. RefSeq names its product myomegalin-like. Gene Ontology annotation, cellular component: microtubule organizing center. The record is from RefSeq and is a predicted model, not a curated record. Lineage: Eukaryota; Metazoa; Chordata; Actinopteri; Scatophagidae. The transcript has 52 exons. The coding region runs from base 153 to 8978 and encodes 2941 amino acids.
UUCAACGUGCACAAUGGUGACGUUUACCAUAUCAUGAUGGCGGUAGCCUGGACUAUUUUGAAUUCCGUCCCGCUUUUCGAAGUUUACGCCAUGUCUAGUCUGUAAAAUGUUUUACUGUCCUGGAGAAAACGCCAAAUAACUCAACGGUUAACAUGGAUUCCGUCGUGGGGGACGAUGUGACCCUCCCCGUUGACAUUAACGGAAGGAGAGUGAGAUUGUGCUGCAGACUACCAGACUCCAUAGAUGCUGGAGAAUUUUCCACAGACAGCAUGACAGCUCCAUCCAUCCCUGACAAGAUGUCCCCAAUCAAAGCUCUCACCAUGAAGGACUAUGAGAACCAAAUCACAGCUCUGAAGAAAGAGAACUUCAACCUGAAGCUGCGCAUUUACUUCAUGGAGGAGCGCAUGCAGCAGAAAUGCGAUGACUCCACUGAAGACAUUUUCAGAACGAACAUUGAGCUGAAGGUGGAGUUGGAGUCAAUGAAGAGAGAGCUGGCAGAGAAACAGGAGCUACUUGUUUCUGCAUCGAAUGCACUGGAGAGUCUCGCUGGUCAAGGAUCAGGAGAACCUCAUCGUUUAAGGGAACAAGCUCAGAGAGAGAUGGAUGCACUUAGGGACGCAUUUAACAAGAGGAUAACUGACCUGGAACAGUCUCUGCGAAUGGCAGAGGAAGAGGUUGAAAAGAUGGCUGCCAUCGCUGAGCAGGAGAAGCUUAAAAAUAUUAAAAUGGAGAAGCAGCUUCAAGCCCUCGAUCCACAGAGCACCUUCACCCCUGUCCCAAGCCCGGUCCAAGACCUGCAGCAGGCCCUGCAGGAGAAAGACAAUAUCAUAGAGCAGCUCCAGGUCACUUUAAAGAACCAGGAAGCUGUGAUCCAUCAGAAGAAAAGUGCAGACCAAGAGACAGAAGCUCCAUCAGCUGAUGAGGUGAAACAGCUGUCUGAUCUCAUUGCCAAGAAAGAUCAGGAACUUGAGGCACUGAGAGACAAGCUGCAUAGAGAGAAGGAGCAAAGGAUGCCAGACCAUCAGGAGCAGAGUGAGGUUAGCCGAUUGCAGUCCUGCAAUAAGCUGCUGACUGAAGAGCUCAACCAGACGAAAAGCACCAAUGACACCCUGACUAAAACCUUGGAGGAUACCCAGAAUCAAAACAAGAACCUGUUAGGGAAGUUGGAGGAGAAGGAGAAUGAUCUCAGCUCUGAGAAGAAAAAUGCUCUGAAGCGGGACAAAACUAUCCAGGGGCUUACUCAGGUCCUCAGAGAAAAGGAAAAAGAGAUUGCAGAGCUGUGUCAUGAGAUUGAGGACAGGGAUGACGCUUUGGCCAAGGCUAGAGAGGCAACACAUAAAGCCCAACUGCAGAAAUACCAGGGAGCAGAGGAGCAUCAAAAUGUAUUGAUGGAAAAGCAAACAGAGUUGGCCCAACUCCAGGGGGAACACCAUGCCAAGGUGCUGGAAGCCCAAAAGCUACAGCGUGCCCUGGACCGCAAGGAGCAAGAGCUGGCUGAUUUACAGCAGGCCAAGGACCAGCUGGAAGUGGAACUGGAGGACCUGCAACAGCAGAAGAAGAAGGGAGACAAAGCCCUGAAUGAUCUGCACAAUCAGCUCAAAAAGCUGAGUGGUGAGAUCGGGGACAGGGAGAGUGCUCUGGAGCAGCAGUACCAGGAGCUACUGGAUCAAACCAAAAGAAAGCUGCAGGCCCAUGAGGUCAGCAUCCAGCGGCUCACAACCACACUGGCUGAUAAAGAGCAGCAACUACAGGAGUAUAUGAACAUGGUUAGGGACUUUGAGCAAAGCAAAAGCCCAGGAGGAAACGAUAAUGUGCUUUCCAAGCUGCGGCAAAGGCUUAAAGAAAAGGAGAAGGCUCUGGAGCAAGCGCUGGAUGAGAAGUUUGCUGCCAUUGAGGAGAAAGACAAUGAGAUACACCAGCUGCAGCUGUCUCUUAGGGAGAAGGAAAGAGACCUUGAUAGGCUCAAUAACUUGCUCUCUCACAACGAGGAAACCAUCAAUAGUUUUGACAGUCUGAUCAAGGAGAAGGAUGUGGAGCUGCAGCAUCUUGCAAACACACUAAAGAACCUGCAGAGAGCCAAGCAAGAUGUAGAAGACAACUUGAACAGAUCACUGAGGGAGAAGGAUUCCAUCAUCAGCCAGCUUCAGCUGUCCCUGGAUGGCAAGACAAAGGAUAUGGAGGAAAUGACGGAAUCAAUGCUGAGCCAGUCGCAGACUCAUGCACGUGACCUUGCUGAACAGAUGGGCCAGAGGUUAAAGGUCACAGAGGCUAUGUUGGCUGAGGCUGUGAAGGCCAGGGAAAGGCUGGUCGCCGACAAUGAGAGUGCUGUGGAAGGGCUGUUGGCUACGAUCAGCAGCAAGGACCAACUCCUCAAGGAGUCUGCAGAGCACUACAACCGCAUGCUGUCUGAGCGCACUCAAGAGAUUCAGGAGCUGAGGAAACAGCUGUCUGAUAGGCAGCAGCGGCUUGAGACUGCUGAGAAGCAGAGCUCCACAACAGCCCAGGAGGGUUAUUUAGAGACUGCGGAGCUUCGAGCCCUCCUUGCUGAAAAAGACAGCAUCAUCAGUAAACUUCUGCAGCGAGGUCAGGAGAGGGACCAGUUUCUGGCAGAGAUGAGGCAGAAGGAGCAGGAGACAGAUCAUGUGUUGGAGCUGAGACAAACUAUCCAAAUCAUGCAGGAGAAGUUGAACGAGAGUGAAGCUGAGCUGUCCAGGAGGAACAGUGAAGACAGCGUGGAGAACAUUCCUUUCUCCAAGAAGACAACUGUCAUCCUGAAGAAGGAGCUUGCACAGAAAACAGAGGCACUGAACAAAGCACUAAAGAGGGAGAAUGAACUGAAGAUUUCUUUGGCAGACCUACAGUCCUUGCUAUCUGAGCUGGAGGGUCGCAGUGAAGGUCAGGCUGCUAAUAUUGAGUCCCUGACUGCCACUCUGAAGACCAAGGAUGAGAUUAUCAAUGUUCUCCAUCAGCGCCUCGGUCAGAAAGGGGACAGUUGGGCUGAUCAUAUGCAGGAUCAGGUUAUUGACUCUGGUAUGGAGAGAUCACUCCCUGGGCUCCCUCAGAGAGAGAGAACCAUGAUUGGUGGAGACAGCAAGCAAGAAGCUUUGCCUAACCUUAUAGCCUUGCAACAGGAACACGAGGCUCUGAACAAAGCCCUGAGAGCUGAACAACAGCUCUACUCCAACCUGGUCAGGACUGUACAGGAACAGGACAGUGUGCAGCGUCUCCAUGCUCUGCAGCUCGAGCUGACGGCAGUGCAGCUCCUCAGGCAGCAGCUAGAGGAGAGCAUCAAAACUAAUGAGGAGCUGAGGGACGACUUGGAGAGAGAGAUACACCGAGCCAAACUCAGAGAAGGUAUGGACCUGAUUGAUCCUAAAGAACUGGAGAGCAUGAGACAUCAGCUGGAGGAUGCACAGCGCUGGAAUGCAUCUCUGCAGGCUCGCUUAGGAGCCAUACAGAACCGUGGAGGAGGUGUUGGUGGGGCCAAUGAUGGUGGUGACACUUUGAGUUUCAUUGGAGAUCAGACUUCGUACAUGAGUAUCUGUGUGGGAGAGGGGCAGGAUGACAGCUUGUCUCUGCUGUCUGCACAGGAGCUCAGGCAGAAGGUGCUGGAGCUGCAGGACUGCGUCGGCAGACUGCAAACUUUCAACAUGGAGCUGCAGAACCGGCUGUCAUCGUUGGAGAAGUCAGACCAAGAUGCUUACAACAAGGAGGACAAAGACAUAGUCGGCUGUAGCCCCUGGAAACAGCAGCUCGAGAAGACGCAUGAGAUGCAGCAUGUGACUCGCCCUGGUCAGGACAAAGAGAGUCAGACAGACAUCAGAGAGAUGGUGUCUAGAAAGCAGUUCGUUGAUAAGAGUUUGCGCUGUGACCAGAGUAGAGAGCAUGCUCAGUCUGGCAGCGACACCUUGGACACUGGAGAGAAAGGUUUUAGGGAGCGGAACGCAGAUAUAAUGGCACUUAAAUCCCUGUUGACUGACUGUGGGACCACAUCAGUUUCUGACCUUAGAGAGGCUGUGCUCAGACUGAGAUCAGAAAAUACAGAGCUGCGGGGUCUCCUGAAAGAACAAAAAUCUACUGAGUGUAAAGAAAGGGAGAGCACAGACGUCUCAGGGAACAGCAGCGAUGGACAGGCUGAAUUAAGAAAGAGUGUGGAGACUCUGCAGGUUGAGGCAGAGGGUCACCCCAAGGUCAUAAAUCUGACGAAGGAAGGGUCAGAUGGGGAGACUCCUGUAACCUCAGAGCUAAUUGUCAGCAACACGGAGGGGAUGGAGAGUCGGCAAACUAAAGGCCAAUCACACAGCAGGAGUACAAAGCAGCAUGCUGCAAGGCGUGGAUCUGCUGUCAAAUCUCGACUCCCCGUCCCUGUGAGGCUGAGAGUGGAGUCUACCAGCAGCCGGUGGUCUGUGGGCUCUGACCAUCUGAACACUGAAGCACUUCAGCACCCUCCUUUGGGUGAUGUUUAUGGGUCUGACCAGCAACAACACACAGACUCAGACUCCCCAGUGUCACCUCAGCACAGCACUUCCCCUUCUUCCACACUCAGAUAUGCACAUCGUAACUGCAGUCCUGAAGCCACAACAACACGGGAUCACACCCAGGCCGACUCCUCCCUUUCCACUCAGCUGGAGCUUCUCCACCAGGAGUGUCAGGAGAAAGAGGCCCUGAUCAACAGGCUAAGUGAGCAGCUAGUUGAUUGGGAGGAGCUCCACGCUCAACUUCAAGAAAAGGACCGGCUCCAUCACCAGUAUGUGGAGGCCUUGCAGGCUGCGGAAUCCACCAUUGCUUACCUGACUGCCUGUAGUCUGGACAGGCAGGGAAGCUUUGGCCCGCACACCAGUAUGCAUACAGGUCCUGAUUCUGUGGGUUCAGAUACUGCUCUCUACAGCAGAUGCAUGGAGCUGCAAAAAGCACUACAGGCGAAGGAGGAGCUCAACAACCAGCUUAUAGAGCUUCUGAAUAUGGCAGAGAAGGCCAUCACUUCCUCUGACACCCAACAAAAGAAUACAGAAAUCAGUGAUUUAUGUCUGAAGAUAGAGACUGCCUUGCAGCAGGUGAGUGCAUCUGCAAACAGACAAAGCCCAAGAGGUAGUUUUGGAGGCACAGAGGACUCCAUGCAGGAAUUGCAACGACAUGUAGACUCUUUGCAGGAGGCCCUGUUGGAGCAGAGCAGGCUUAAUGCUGAGCUGCAGGAAAAACUGAGAACUGCAGAAGCUGCCUCUCAAUGUGGCUACAACAGUAACAGUGCUGACCAGAAUGGCAAAUUGUCAAGAAAGAUAACAGAAUCACAGGAGGAGUCAAAGGAACACCAAAUGGAAAUGGAAGGUUCUGAUAAUGUCAGUUUAAAUCAGGACAUGACCAAAAUUCUAAUGAAUUGCCUCAGUGCAGCAGAGUCAGCUGUUGCCUCGCUGGUAGCACACUGUACAAAUACCAGCUCCUUGGUUUCUGGUAGAUCAUCACAGAUCAGCCCUGACCUGCAGACGAAUUUAGACAAACUUCAGAGAGCCCUGCAAGAGAUGAAGGAACUGGGAGAACCCACCCAGCCCUGCACCAAGUCCACCAACAGUCAGUCCGCUGCUUCACCUGGUACAACGGGACAGUUUCACCAAGAACUCCAUGACAACCUCUGCCGCCUCUACAAGGUCUUCACUGACUACUAUCAGAGGAUCUCUGAACUCCAGGCUUCCCUGCAAGAGGAGAGGGGCCAUCGAGAGGAAAGCAAUCAGCACAGGAUGGUGCAGGAUGCCAAGGGAUUACCACCGAAUGUUCAGAUUCAGCUGGAGACUCUCCAUAAGGCGUUGAGGGAGAAGAAGAAAGCUUGCAAAAGCCUGGAGGAGAAACUGGCCACUGCUCUCACCAACACAUCCUCCCCUGAAACCGCACGGAAAGCUCUGGAGCAGGAUGACAAAGGCGUGCAGGUGGAUUUGCAGGACCUGGGUUACGAAACCAGUGGCAAGAGUGAGAACGAUAGGGAAGAGAGCAGUAGCACAGAACUAGAGGUUGGUGUGAAACCCAGCUGCAGUGCAUCUAGCCUGCCAUCCCUGCUGAAACAUGAGCAGGCCACAUUCUCCUCUACUGAAAACCUGGACUCAACAUCCAGCACCCCGUAUCCCAGUUCCCCAGCUCUCAGCUCAGCCAAGGUCAGUCUGAAAAGCCUGCAGGUCUAUGACGAGUACGGUGUUUCUGAAGACCCUCUCCAGCUUCAGGGACAAGUCAGAGAGCUGAAGGUCCAGCUGGAAAACCAGACCAAACUCAUCCUCCAAAUGCAAAACCUUCUGCGCAGGAGCUCUCUUUCCAGCGACCUGGUUGCCAACACCUCUGAUCCCUCAGCUGCUAGGGAUCAAGAGGGGACACAAAGAGAGGGACGUAGCCAGGAAAUGAGCUACAGAAGCGGGCAGCUAGGGGAGAAAAAAGGGGAGACCCACGUGAUGAAGGACAAAACCAGCAGUCUGAAUAUGGAACUGGAAAGAGAGAGGACACUGAACAGAAGUGAACAGCUGCAGCAGACCCGCAGCCGCUCCACAUCACCUGGGAGACUGGACUCCCUGGUGCAGUCGCAGGCCAGGGAGCUGUCACAGCUGAGGCAGCAGAUCAAGGAGAGCCGCAGGCUGGGAGCCCUGCAGCGUCGGCAGCUGGAGGAGCUGAACAAGGCCUUCAAGGAGCUGCUGCGGGGCAGUGAAGUCGACUACUACAUGGGGGAGGUGGUCAAAGAGCAGCUGGACAAGAGCCUGGGCAUUCUGGACAGGCUGGAGGGACGGCUGGAUAAAGGAGAGUCUCAUCUGGAUAAUGAGGACGUGGCGGCUCUGGAACUGUCUCGCAGGCUGGCUAAAGAGCUUCAGGAGAAGAACCGUCUGAUCCAGAGCCUGCAGAGCCAGUUAAGAGGCCAAAGUCCCAGUAGUCACCACAGCUCUCAGUCCGAUCCGUACCACUCAGACAGGACCUCCCCCUCCUCCAGCUACAGCAGCCCAACCACACAGGGCGGCAGUCGAGCCCACAGCCAGCGACAGGCCCCUGAUUGGACGGGAGCGGCCGUCCCUUUUGUAGGAGGAGCUCAGGAGGAAGGUGUGCCCGGUGUGAGCAGCAGACUGCAGGGCCUGCAGAGGGAGAACGGGCGACUGCAGGAGCAGCUGAGGAGCAGCGAGGAGCUCAACGCCACCCUGCGAAGUGAACUGGACCUGCAUCGCUCGAUAAUGGCCCAGAGCAGCUCCCACCAUCAGGAACAGGAUCACGGCUGCAACGGGGCCGGAUCAGGGCCUCAGACACAUACAGCAAAAGGAGACGGAGACGCACAAAAGAAUACCGCCGAACAGCCCUGCACGAUGAACUCAGACGUGCUGGGAGAACAUCUGCAGGAGAUCCGAGCCCUACGGCAGCGCCUGGAGGAGAGCAUCCGCACCAACGACCGUCUCAGGCAGCAGCUGGAGAAGAGACUGGCCGAGGUGGAGAAAGACCCAGCAGCCACCAACAUCUUCAUCCACGGCAACGAGGAACAGGGUCAGCUGGCCAAUGAGGUGCGAUUCCUCUGGGGUCAAAACCAAGCCCUGAAGGAGCAGCUCAACAUGGGGUCUAGAGACAAGCAGAAGGAAAACGAGAAACUACGAGAGACUCUGGCCAGGCGGACGGCCAAACUGGAGCUGAGCAGGAAGGAGUGCGAAGCUCUGAGGCAAGAAAACAGCCGACUGCAGGAGAGGCUUGAACACAGCAGCCAAGAAAACUCCCAGCUGCAGGAUACAUUGCACUACAGCAAGGAGGAGCUGCACAGGCUGCAGUGUGAGGUGAAGCUCCAGAGGCAGCAGCUGUCAGACUCGCAGCAUCUUCUGCAGUCACUGCGGGUGGAGCUGCAAGUUUACGAAAAGCUCAAGGCCGAGGCUCAGAAACACGACGCAGAACCCAGCGAGGCGCCGCAGGAGUCCGUCCCUCCCUCCCGCUCGGUGGACCUGAGUGAGCUGCUGCUGGAGAUCAGACACCUGAGGCUGCAGCUGGAGAGGAGCAUCCAGACCAACACGGCCCUGCGACAGCGACUGGAGGAGCAGCUGCUCAGAGGACCCAACCGCUCGGAAACCAUCAACAUCAACUACCUGCUGUCCUCUCCAGAUGAAGGAAGCAGAUCACCGGGUCGCGAGGGCUGCGAACCUUUCCGUCACUCAUUUCAGAGUCACAAGGAAUUCGCCAGCGUCCGCCACGAUGAGAAACGGCGUGCUCGCUCAGAGAUGGACGGAGGCUCGCUCAGCAGCAGCUCCGGCGACAGCGUCUCUGGCGCUCCCUCUCGCCUGGUGCCGGGUCACCGGAUGUGGGCCAGUCGCAACGGCCGCCACGUUUUGGGUCUGAUUGAGGACUACAACGCCCUCCGCAAGCAGAUCUCAGAGGGCCGGAAGCUGUCGCACAGCAUGGACACGCAGCUGCACGAGUGUCUGCAGGCAUUCAGACAGCAGAGCACCGACAACAAGAUGAUGGAAGAGCAGCAUCUGAAGAGUUUGUCCGGCAGCAUGACCGCCAUGCAGCACGUGUUGGAGGAGGCUGGUCGACUGCUCAAACUGGUGUGGAGAGUCUCUCUGCCGGCUGCUAACACAGCAGGGGACAGCGGCAACAACCAGCAGGAUGAGCUGCUGAAAAAUGAGAUUGCCAGACUGAAGAGCAGGCUGUCACAGCAGGAGAGGAUGCUGAGUGGAGCCGUUAAACGCCUCCGAACGACCAACCAGCUCAAAGAGGGAAUGGAAAGAGUCAUCAUCGAUCAGUUGUGUCUAACCCACGGAGUGCUGAAGAAAGCCAGGGGGAACUUAGAGACAAAUCACUGUAGCCUCUUUGGCCUGAAGGGCCUGUGUGGAGGACCAGACGAAGGAGGUCCCAGUCAGUGGCCAGUAGGGGGCACUGCAGACCCUCAGCCCGAGCAGACGAAUGUUCUAAGACGGACUGCAGGCCGACGCUCUGACUCGUCAGAGGGUCACGACGACGACGCGUCCUUACACUGCAGCUUCUAAAUCUUUUUCUAACAGACAGCUGAAGUUCAUCCUGCCUUUCUGCCCUGCUGUUAAUCUGUCACCUUCUGGAUAUCAAAGCCUUUUUUGUACUAUAAAUUGCACAAUUGCCUGCCUAUAAUCAUUUAUUUUAGGUACUGAAGUUGUAAAAGUUUUUUUUUUUUUUUUAAAGAAAAAGAAAAUGCCUUUGUAAAUAGUAAUUC